Molecule: messenger RNA, 3264 nt
Organism: Sardina pilchardus (European sardine)
Lineage: Eukaryota; Metazoa; Chordata; Actinopteri; Clupeiformes; Clupeidae
Gene: gng12b
Product: guanine nucleotide binding protein (G protein), gamma 12b
Exons: 4
Coding region: 370-588 (72 amino acids)
Biological process (GO): G protein-coupled receptor signaling pathway
Cellular component (GO): heterotrimeric G-protein complex
Molecular function (GO): G-protein beta-subunit binding
Source: RefSeq, a predicted model, not a curated record
UCCAUGUUGCCUAUUCAGUCUGCCGAUAGUGGAAGGUCGUCCCUCUUGAUCACUAGCCGUGUCGAGAAAGGAGUUUAACUUGUCAAAUGCAGACGGUCAACAUUUACGUAGAAAAAAGUCGGAAGAACCUCGCAUAUUAAAGAAUUAAUAUCCAACAUAUUCCACGAAGACUCAGCGAGUCCCACUGUUGUCACAGACCACAAAGUCCUGUAUUUUUCAGAAACAGUUCGUUCGAAGGCUGAACCGAUCACGCCGUUUCUCUUUUUUUCUUUGGUGGAAGUGAGGUCAGGUUCCUCCUGCAUCUUAACUGAAUCUGUGCAUCCAGAGCACUUCCCAACCGCCGAAGAUCAAGGUGUGUAAAGGUCCGGGAUGUCAUCCAAAAUGCAGAGUUCAAACAACAUCGCCCAGGCUAGGAGGACUGUACAACAGCUGAGAAUAGAGGCCAACUUCGAGAGGAUAAAGGUGUCGAAGGCCUCUGCAGAUCUCAUGCACUACUGUGGAGAGCAUGCCAAGUACGACCCUCUUCUCAUGGGAAUCCCAGCCUCAGAAAACCCCUUCAAGGACAAGAAGCCCUGCACCAUAUUGUAGCCUGGAGCCACUGCAUCGUCUUAAAGUUUUUGUUUUUUUUCCAUUUAAUUUCUUUUUAAAAAUAUGACGGAUACAUUCAAUUUUUUUUUUUUUUUUUUAAAGUUAAUAUACUACUACUUAUUUGGAAGUGGCAUCUAACUGUCAGUUGGAAGGUUUCCCAGAACUGUGUUCAUCUUAUCAGGCACAAACAGUUGUGUUUUUAUCAUUCCUCCCACCACCACAGUACCACCCUUUCUUUUUUGUUUGUCAUGUCUGAUUUGCAGCCCCCCCCCCCCUACACACACACACACAUUCAUUUGAUUCAGCAUUUGAUCAGUAAGACACAGUGUCUUUCUCCUGUGUGACCGCACUAGACAAAGUCCUAAUUGACGCUGUUGUUAACACUGGCAGUCAAAGAGUAAGAGUCAAGGAAGGAGAAAGAGAAUGAGAGAAGGGCAGGAUUAGGACAAAGGUCAUGUGCAUUCAGCCACUUGUGUGUGCGUGUGUGUGUUGAGGGGGGUAAUCAGCUGCCUCUUGUGGCGUCACAGUGACGUCCUUCACCUUAUAGCAGGCAGGACCUUCUGUUUUUUUACUCCUGGGGGGGAGGCUCAAUCUCUAAACAAAACAAAAGCCUGUGUCAUUCCUCAGAGUCAAUCAGAGGCUGCCGUGCCAGUUUUACUACCUUUUGAGCGUCUUAACCCACUCGAUUCUCUCGCAAGACGUCAUGGGGAAGAUUGAGUGAUCUAAUCAAACAGGAACAGCAAAACAAUUUGGGGGAAAGAGAAAGGAAAGGGAGGCAGUCUCUUUCAACUUUACUGGCUCAGCCACAGUGUCGUCAUUCGGGCUUUUGUGCUUUGGUGUGUCGCACAAUAUUUUUCCAUGUCAGGUGUCUUAACUGUUUUUAUUUCGUCAGCGGUCCUUCACCUGAAUACCGGUACGCUGUUAUACAUACGCGAGUAGACCUCAGUCAUGUUUGCCACUGAUGUGUCUUAUAUAAUGCCCCGCUUUUUACAAAAAUGUCCAGCUGUAUUGAUUUAUGGUUUGCAAAUACAUGUCAACAUUCUUGAUUACAACACCAAUUCCUUUCGCCAACACCUAUAACACCUGUCCCAAAAAUCACAUUCUGUAUGAAAAUGGUACUAGAAAUUAAUUGAAAAAAUAUAUAUAUGUAAUGUUCUAGCGUACACUCUGAAUUGACACGGAUCUGGGCUCUUAUAGCAAUUUGGACUAGAAUAGAUUUGGCCAGGCUUGGCACGGAUCAGCAGGAUCCAGUCCAGAUAUGGGCCAGUUCAGAAGUAAUUAUAGCCAUCACCAGGAGGGGUUGGCUGUAGAAAAAUAAAAAAACCCAACUGUUAAACUAUAAGGUAGAGUAGCAAUAUGUUUAAUGAAGAUCAUGGUGCAUAAAUAUAUGGUAACCCUUUAAUAAUGAGUAUAUGCCUUAUGUUCAUGUAAAAUUAUUUGGAUGAUCUUGAUUUAUUGUUCUGAUUAUGUCUGUUUUGUUUUUCUUUUGUUUGCUUUUGGAGAAUGAAAAUGAGAUGUUUUAAUGUGUCUGUGCCAUCACAUCCACAUUUUUACCAGCAUUGUAGAUGAAUUAUGCGGCUUUUGAAUGCUUUUCUUCAUCUUUUGGUGUCCCACAGCACUGAGCAGGAAAAAAGACUUUUAAACUGACAGGGUUUUUGUGAUCACAGUGAAUGUUGUGCUGACUGUUAUUAUCUUGAAUUAUAACAUUCCAUGUUUACGACCUCUUUGUUUUUUAUGUUGCUGUUUUCCAAUACGCUCAAGAUUGCCAUGCAGUGUGUGCAUAUGCGCGUGCGUGCGUGCCUGCCUGAGUGUGUGAGAAAGUGAGAGAGAGAGAGAGAGGCACUAGGCAAGCAUGAGGAACUGUGUGUGUGUGUGUGUGUGUGUGUGUGUGUAAACGUGUGCUGCACAAACUGGCAGAGCGCUCACAAAUGAAGAGACCAGCCGGACCAGCCAAGGCCUUAAUGAAGUACUCCUGCUCUAACGUCCUUUCGCUCUCACAACCAAUCAACCGACCGACCGACUGACCACACUUUUUACAGCGAUGUCUAAACUGUGAUCCCAGCAGGGAGAUGCCUUCCCUUUCAUGGGGAAACUUCACUGUGCACAGAGGUCUUUGUACUCCCUGUGUCUGGCCUGUCACUGUGGAAAUGUGGGUGUUACGUGACUGGACAGUUCUAGAGCUUGAGCAGUUUUGACCACUAAAGGAGCCUUGCUGCCAGGCACUACAAUCCAACAAGCGACUGUUCUAUUAUGUUCUGUAAAGUUAUCUAUUGUAGUCCCAUGUGUCUUUUAAAGUGUUUCCUCCCUUAUCUCCUUUGUGUCAUUUUAGAAAUGAUUUUCAGAUGUUUCAGCUAAUCUAUAUUAACACCCCCACCCCCCCACUAAGUGUCUGCUCCUUUAAAGAUGUGUUUAUUCUAUAAGAGGAAAAAGGUCUUAAAUGACUUUCAUUGCCUGUACCGCUUUGCCUUUGUCAUUUUAGAACGGAGUCGUGUCGUGUGUUGACCAUGAAGCUAGUUUUUUUUUAAUUUUCUUCCAGCUCCAACUUGUAGACUUGUUAUCUUCUCCUCAUUUCCCUGUGGUGUAAUGCCAGACCCGUCUGUCUCUCUGGUGCUGUAAAAGUGGUCAGCACCCUUAACCCCAGCCUAAAGUGAAAAUAUAAUUUUAUCAUCAGCUUGA